Messenger RNA from Adineta steineri, 468 nucleotides. NCBI's taxonomy places the organism in Eukaryota, Metazoa, Rotifera, Eurotatoria, Adinetida, Adinetidae. The record is from the annotation of a GenBank genome assembly.
AUGGCAUCAACAUUUGAUUCAAAUGAUUGUAUGCGAAUUGUCGGUUAUGAUAUGAGUAAAAAGGCUGCUGACAAAGCUUAUGCUAAAGCUGGUGUCAAACCAAGCGAUGUACAAGUAGUUGAAUUACAUGAUUGUUUUUCUGCUAAUGAACUUAUUACAUAUGAAGCUCUUGGUCUUUGCGGAGAAGGAAAAGCUGGAGAAUAUGUCGAACGAGGUGAUAAUACCUAUGGUGGAAAAUGUGUUGUUAAUCCAAGUGGUGGUUUAAUUUCUAAAGGUCAUCCAUUGGGUGCUACAGGUUUAGCACAGUGUGCGGAACUUUGUUGGCAAUUACGUAAUCAGGCUGAUAAACGACAAGUUAAAAAUGCUCGUAUUGCACUUCAACAUAAUAUUGGUUUAGGUGGUGCAUGUGUUGUUGGUAUCUAUCGUCUUGCCGCAUUCACUAAACCACGUGUAGAUUCCAAACUGUGA